Messenger RNA from Mercenaria mercenaria, 699 nucleotides. Its product is annotated as prion-like-(Q/N-rich) domain-bearing protein 25. Lineage: Eukaryota; Metazoa; Mollusca; Bivalvia; Venerida; Veneridae. The record is from RefSeq and is a predicted model, not a curated record. The transcript has 5 exons. The coding region runs from base 1 to 699 and encodes 232 amino acids.
AUGGCGUCGCGCAUUGUUGACCGGGAUUUUGACACAAAAUCCUUGGAUAAAGGAUUAAGAAAUGGUUGGAAAUGGGAAUGGUUGGAGAAAAAGGUGGACGGGGAACUAAUUGGGCAGCUGGGAAGAAGUUGUGCAAAUUCAUCAGAAUGCAAUGAUGCAGCUGUCAUCUGUGACAGUCAGGUCUGUAAAUGUAUUACAGCCACAUACUAUGAUAACAAUGGGAAUGGUACAAUGGGAGGAUCCUGUGUUGCUAGACAUGGAUUUGGUGCAACAUGCACUGACCCUAAUUCCGGAGCAGGAGAUUACCAAUGUUCUACUGCCAAUGCUAUUUGUAAAGCUGAUACAGGAAGUAGUAAUCCUACAACAUAUUCCUGUCAGUGUGGUGAUGGAUUUGUUCAAGAUGGAACAUCAUGUUUGACAGUGAGAUACCUGAACCAGGGCUGCACUAUUAAUUCCCAAUGUGCCCAAGUAAAUAGUGAAUGUAGAACUUCAGAAUGUCAAUGUGUGAGUGGGUACUAUCAAGAUGGAACUGGUUCCACAGGCACUUGCAGCAAGAGCAAGUUAGGUGAAGGUUGCUCUAGUAAUGCUCACUGUGACACUGUAACAAAUGCUGUAUGUAAUGGGAAUGUUUGUGUGUGUAACAGUGGUUAUUAUGAUACACAGACUGGUAUUGGAGGAUCCUGUCAAAGUAAGUUUUAA